Molecule: messenger RNA, 648 nt
Organism: Trichomonas vaginalis G3
Lineage: Eukaryota; Parabasalia; Trichomonadida; Trichomonadidae
Exons: 1
Coding region: 1-648 (215 amino acids)
Source: RefSeq, a predicted model, not a curated record
AUGUUGAAUUUCUUAAUUGCCGAAAAUAUCAGGAAUGACGGGAAUUCGAUACUUAAGCAGGUAUAUCGUUAUCAAAAUGUAGAAUAUUAUGUUAGUGGCUCAUCGAGGCAGUAUAUAAAUGGAUCCAAGCAAAUGACGAAACCAGAAUACGCUUUUGAUCAAAUGGAUAAAAAAUAUGAUUGGUGUUCAAAUUGCGGCAAAUCUGUAUCAGAUCACCCAUGGUUAAUUCUUGGCGUUAAAUCCAGAAUGAUGAAGCUUGAUGGUUAUUAUUUAAGAGCAGGAUGCUGUUAUUCAGGUUGCUGCUGCGAAGACACAGGAUACUGUUGCGAAUGUUGCUUAUUUAGCUGGUCAUUCCAGAUUUCUAAUGACAACGUUACUUGGAAUACAAUUCAUAAAGUUGAGAAAGACUACGAAAUGAGAAAUUGCAAAGAGAAAACGUAUACAUUCUCACAGUCAUACACUGCUAAGUAUGCAAGGAUUAUCCAAGACGAAACUUGCUAUGAUGAACCACCUUGCAUCGCACUCAACAAAAUUGAGCUCAUUGGAAGCAUAGAAGGUAAUGACAUAGUCGAUGAUAGACUGAAUAUUGAUGUAGAUGAUGAUGACGUGAGUAUUAUCGGACACAUCAGCAAAGCAAACCUUCGUUAA